AUGUUUGCGGACGACGUGAAGAUGUACGGGAAGGUAGACAGCGACGCAGAUGUACAGUUCAUACAGCGCCAGAUCGACUCUUUGUGCCGGUGGUCUGCAAAAUGGGGCCUGACGCUCAAUGCGGCUAAAUGCAAGGUGCUCACCCUGACAUUGAGGCGUCAGCCGGUCUCCAGCGCCUACACGAUAGACGGAGUCGAGCUGGAGCGAAACGCGGUGAAGUCCAAGCUAAGAAAUAAACUACGAAACGAGCGACACCGGCACCCAGCGGAGGAACGCAGCGGCGCUAAGCGCGCCAGGCUGAGCGGCGAGGCGGCGGCGUCUGCUGGCCUUCCCAACUACACGGCUGACGCCGAAGAUGAUGAGCUGGUGGAUGCAACAUACAUCCUGAAAAACAAGGAGGAUCUCUCAUCCGCCGAGGCGGUUGAGCUGAAAAAGAAGACAUUCGUGGCGAGGCGGACGAUGCUCACAAAGCGGAAGGAGCCCCUGACGGCGCUGAAAGAGCGGUUUCCGUGGCUCUUCGAUAGUAACGAGGUCUGGGACGAGUUCGGCCGCAUUUGCGGCAGCGACCGCCGUGAAGCCGCCCGGGCUGUCAUCAAUCGGACUUUUGAAGCAGUGUCCCGGCGUUUCUUCACAAAAGACCAGGGCGAGGUGUUGCGGGCGAUAACCGACAUCCUGAAGAUUUCGUCCACCGCCCUCUCAGAGGGGCGUGUCCAAAUGAGAGACGGAACAGUCCAAUCUGAGGACUUGGUACUGUGUCGGUAUACCGACGAGCGGGAAGGACUCCUCCUGUGGGCGGUGUCCCACUCCGUGUUCGCAGUGAAAACUGAGCGGCGUCUGGACGCGCUGCUGCAGUUCGUUCAAGAGAAAGCCCUAGGGGUGAACGAGCCCAUGUCGGGCACCAGUAGGAAGCUCUGUGAGAAGCUUUCGGCCUUCGUCGGCCUGUAAUGAUCUACAUAUGUAGAGGUCCGUCGGGCCUUCGUCGGCCUGUGAUGUUUUGGAUCUUGAUGGUUAGUGUUUAGUUUAGACUAAGGGUGCUUACAGGGUGCUUUUAAAUACAGACAAUUGUUUUGCGUACUGCUCUGGUGUUAUUUAAAGCAAAAUAUUAUCAGCAUCUCAAAUUAAUCUGUAUUAAAUGGUAAGUUAUUCACGAUGUUUUUCUGCGCCGGUCGAACCUUCUCCUGUAUGCUAGGCCAGAAUCUAAAUAUCUUAUUUUGACGGAAAACAGAUUUUAGCCCGAUGCCCAGCUUCUACGGAAAUGUUGCAAAACGUAUGCGCUGUCACCACGCGCAUGCCUUUCACGCCACAGCUCCUUUCAGCUGUGGCGUGAAGUGCAUGCGGGUGGUGAUAGCUCAGAACUUUCGCAAAAUUUCCGUGGAACUUCGGCAUCGGGCUAAAAUCUGUUUUCCGUCAAUUUUUUUUUUUUUUAAUGCUGGCCUAUGCUUACAGGAAAAAGUUCGACCGGCGCAGAAAAACAUCGUGAAUAACUUACCAUUGAAUACAGAUUAAUUUGAGAUGCUGAUAAUAUUUUGCUUUAAAUAACACCAGAGCAGUACGCAAAACAAUUGUCUGUAUUUAAAAGCACCCUGUAUGUGUGGUGGUACAAGAGGCUGCCCGGUCGGGUGAACUUCCCGGGGUCGCGUUGACGGGCUGAACUCGUCAUACAGUGUUAGUCCUGACCAAGGUGUUAGUGUUAAGGCGUUUGGUGCGAGAGGCUGCCCGGGGUCGCCUUGACGGGCUGAACUCGUCUCACAUACUGUUAAGUCCUGACCAAGGUGUUAGUGUUAAGGCGUUUGGUGCGAGAGGCUGCCCGGGGUCGCCUUGACGGGCUGAACUCGUCUCACAUACUGUUAAGUCCUGACCAAGGUGUUAGUGUUAAGGCGUUUGGUGCGAGAGGCUGCCCGGGGUCGCCUUGACGGGCUGAACUCGUCUCACAUACUGUUAAGUCCUGACCAAGGUGUUAGUGUUAAGGCGUUUGGUGCGAGAGGCUGCCCGGGGUCGCCUUGACGGGCUGAACUCGUCUCACAUACUGUUAAGUCCUGACCAAGGUGUUAGUGUUAAGGCGUUUGGUGCGAGAGGCUGCCCGGGGUCGCCUUGACGGGCUGAACUCGUCUCACAUACUGUUAAGUCCUGACCAAGGCGUUAGUGUUAAGGCGUUUGGUGCGAGAGGCUGCCCGGGGUCGCCUUGACGGGCUGAACUCGUCUCACAUACUGUUAAGUCCUGACCAAGGUGUUAGUGUUAAGGCGUUUGGUGCGAGAGGCUGCCCGGGGUCGCCUUGACGGGCUGAACUCGUCUCACAUACUGUUAAGUCCUGACCAAGGCGUUAGUGUUAAGGCGUUUGGUGCGAGAGGCUGCCCUGGGUCACGUUGACGGGCGGAACUCAUAGUCACACAUAGUGUUACCGGGAACUGUCUUUUUGUGAUUACUAUUAUAAUAAAUAGUGAGUUGUCAUGAAAUGUU
This is a messenger RNA of Amphibalanus amphitrite, 2458 nucleotides long. RefSeq lists its product as uncharacterized. The record is from RefSeq and is a predicted model, not a curated record. NCBI's taxonomy places the organism in Eukaryota, Metazoa, Arthropoda, Thecostraca, Balanomorpha, Balanidae. The transcript has 4 exons. The coding region runs from base 1 to 945 and encodes 314 amino acids.